Rangifer tarandus platyrhynchus (Svalbard reindeer) is the source of this 2151-nucleotide messenger RNA. The record is from the annotation of a GenBank genome assembly. Lineage: Eukaryota; Metazoa; Chordata; Mammalia; Artiodactyla; Cervidae.
AUGGGCGAGACCAAGAUCAUCUACCACCUGGACGGGCAGGAGACGCCGUACCUGGUGAAGCUGCCCCUGCCCGCCGAGCGCGUCACCUUGGCGGACUUUAAGGGCGUUCUGCAACGACCCAGCUAUAAGUUCUUCUUCAAGUCUAUGGACGACGAUUUCGGAGUGGUGAAGGAGGAGAUCUCGGACGACAAUGCCAAGCUGCCCUGCUUCAAUGGCCGGGUGGUGUCCUGGCUGGUGUCGGCUGAAGGCUCACACCCAGAACCAGCGCCCUUCUGUGCUGACAGCCCAGCAGAACUACCACCACCCAUGGAGCGCACGGGAGGCAUUGGCGAUUCCCGGCCCCCAUCCUUCCACCCUCACGCUGGUGGGGGCAGCCAGGAGAACCUGGACAAUGACACAGAGACCGACUCCUUGGUGUCUGCCCAGCGAGAGCGGCCACGCCGGAGGGACGGCCCAGAGCACACAACCCGGCUGAAUGGAACUGCCAAGGGGGAGCGGCGGCGAGAUCCAGGGGGUUAUGACAGCUCCUCGACCCUGAUGAGCAGCGAGUUGGAGACCACCAGCUUCUUUGAUUCAGAUGAGGAUGACUCCACCAGCAGGUUCAGCAGCUCCACAGAGCAGAGCAGCGCCUCACGCCUGAUGAGAAGACACAAGCGGCGGCGGCGGAAGCAGAAGGUUUCCCGGAUUGAGCGGUCUUCGUCCUUCAGCAGCAUCACGGACUCCACCAUGUCACUCAACAUCAUCACCGUCACUCUCAACAUGGAAAAGUAUAACUUCUUGGGCAUCUCCAUUGUGGGCCAAAGCAACGAGCGUGGUGAUGGAGGCAUCUACAUUGGCUCCAUCAUGAAGGGUGGGGCCGUGGCUGCUGAUGGACGCAUUGAGCCAGGAGACAUGCUAUUACAGGUAAACGAGAUCAACUUUGAGAACAUGAGUAACGAUGAUGCGGUUCGAGUACUUCGGGAAAUUGUACACAAACCAGGGCCCAUCACCUUGACUGUAGCCAAGUGCUGGGACCCAAGUCCACGUGGGUGCUUCACACUGCCCAGGAGUGAGCCCAUCCGGCCCAUUGACCCCGCGGCCUGGGUCUCCCACACUGCAGCCAUGACCGGCACCUUCCCUGCCUACGGCAUGAGCCCUUCCCUGAGCACCAUCACCUCCACCAGCUCCUCCAUCACCAGCUCCAUCCCUGACACAGAGCGCCUAGACGACUUCCACCUGUCCAUCCACAGUGACAUGGCCGCCAUAGUAAAAGCCAUGGCCUCCCCUGAAUCCGGGCUAGAGGUCCGUGACCGAAUGUGGCUCAAGAUUACCAUCCCCAACGCUUUCAUCGGCUCGGAUGUGGUGGACUGGCUGUACCACAACGUGGAAGGCUUCACUGACCGGCGAGAGGCCCGCAAGUAUGCCAGCAACCUGCUGAAAGCCGGCUUCAUCCGCCACACUGUCAACAAGAUCACCUUCUCCGAGCAGUGCUACUACAUCUUUGGCGACCUCUGUGGCAACAUGGCCAACCUCUCCCUCCACGAUCACGACGGCUCCAGCGGCGCCUCCGACCAGGACACGCUGGCCCCUCUGCCGCACCCAGGGGCCGCCCCUUGGCCCAUGGCUUUCCCUUACCAGUACCCGCCGCCCCCACACCCCUACAAUCCGCACCCAGGCUUCCCAGAGCUGGGGUACAGCUAUGGCGGGGGCAGCGCCAGCAGUCAGCACAGUGAAGGCAGCCGGAGCAGUGGCUCCAAUCGUAGCGGCAGCGACCGGCGGAAGGAGAAGGACCCUAAGGCCGGGGACUCGAAGUCGGGCGGUAGCGGCAGCGAAUCGGACCACACGACCCGCAGCAGCCUGCGGGGGCCGCGGGAGCGGGCGCCCAGCGAGCGCUCGGGUCCUGCCGCCAGCGAGCACAGCCACCGCAGCCACCACUCGCUGGCCAGCAGCCUGCGCAGCCAUCACACGCACCCAAGCUACGGCCCCCCUGGGGUGCCCCCUCUCUACGGGCCCCCCAUGUUGAUGAUGCCCCCACCGCCCGCGGCCAUGGGGCCCCCGGGAGCCCCUCCGGGCCGCGACCUGGCCUCUGUGCCCCCUGAACUGACCGCCAGCAGACAGUCCUUCCGCAUGGCCAUGGGAAACCCCAGUGAGUUCUUUGUGGAUGUGAUGUGA